UACAGUGUUUCCAACACUACGUGCCCACUCUUCGUGAUCGCAUACCGGCUUUCUCGACGUGGCCAUCACACAGUGAACCUCAGAAUUCAUCAAUUGCUUUCAGGCCCUGCACUAUGGCAGAGAGGUUGGUCCUGCCCUGUGUUGGUGGGCUGGGAAGUACGGUCAUUCCACCAGGAGUUGCCUACCAGCCUCGUGUAGCCAUCAACAUGUGUCGUGAGAUAGAGUAGCAUGCUCUCUGGGAAACCCUUAAAAGAGGUUCGGAGGUUGGCUGGACUACCACCAACCACCAAACGCCCCUCCCGGCCAGCCCACGUCCUGUCUCGGCGGCCAUGGCCAGGAAUGCAGGAGAUUGAUCGUCGGUUCAAGUUCCAACAUUGCUUUAGUUCGUCCGCCGACCCGCCAGAGUAUAUUCUUGCCCCUCCACCUUGUCAAGCCGCUGGAAUGCUGGAAGCCCACCCGCCACACAAACGAGCGCCGACAGCCAUCGCAAAGGUGACCAGCCAUCUCGAACCAAGUGAUAUAUGAUGCUCUAUUGUAGGACCUCUUGUUGUUGAAAGGAUUGAUGGGCAAGCGGCAACCGUGUAUAUCCCCAAUACACACACAGACACACACACACCGGCAGACACAUCACAUCUACGGCAUGGCUCCUCCUUCCAAAGGCGAGGACACGGUCAGUGUCAUCGAGUCGCUCGAGACCAAGUCGUCCAUGUCGGGAAGUGACGUCUCGACCAAGUCUCCUCCGAAACCUCUCCCCAUCCUCCUGAUUGGCGUCAUGUUCCUCCUCAUCGUCGCCUCCGGGGGAGGUCUGUGUCUGUCUGCUCUUCAGUUCCGGCCGUCCAAGACGGGAGAGCGAGACUGUCUGAGUCAAAGCUUCAUAUUGUUCGCUUCCAUGAUUUCCCCCGCCUACGUGGUGCUGCACAUCAUUGUCUCGUUCCGGAACUACCAAGUGGUGAGGAGACAGUCACUGCAGUCACCCCUGGUAUCCGGGGCCGUCAUCGUCGCUCGAAUUGGACUCCUCCUUUGGAUCCCGGCCACGAUCCUCUCCUCGAUAGCAAUGUCACGGUACCCUGGCUUCGUGACCCAAAGCCCGAUCACUGAGCUGAACCUGGCCGUCUCUGCUGUCGGGAUUACGGCCAACACUAUCAUCAUUCUGGCCCUCGAGAUCGCAUCCCACCCAUUCGAGCUACCCUGCUUCCACCGACGGAACACGAUAACAUGCCUCGUCAGCGCCUUCGAGAAGGACCUCAAGGAGGAAGAGGAGGCCAAGCCCCCGAGCCGCCCAAAUAGCCGCCCGCCGACGCCUCCCGCCUACUACUACUUCCCAGCCAACCACCGGCACACCAUCCCGGCGCCGGCGCGUGCCAAACUCGUCCGCAAGGCCAGCUACCCCCGCCGCCACGAGCAAAUCCCGCCCGUGCCGCCCAUCCCGUACCCGCACCCGGACUCCCUCGGCAUCAUGCUCCCCAUCCCCGAGCCGCUGCCCCCGCUGCCGGAGCUCGCGACGACGCCGACGCCGGCCAUCAAGGUGACUCCCGCCACGGCGCCGGCCUGUCUGUGCCCGGGAAACGGGAGGCUUGCGCCGCCGCCGCCGCCCCCACUGAACAAGGAUAAGCCGUGUCCGCCGCCGCCCGGGACGGCGUGGGCCAAGGACUGGGAGCAGCUCGCCGUGGACGCCGGCGUGAGACGGAACGGCUCGCUGAGCGACUACGGGUCGACGGUCGGAACGGAUACGCUCGACAGCAGGUUUGAGGUGCCCCGCGUCGCGUUGAGGCCGCCUCUGCCUUCCAUCAUUGUCACGCAUAGUCCGGAGCCGGUGUGA
Molecule: messenger RNA, 1819 nt
Organism: Colletotrichum destructivum
Lineage: Eukaryota; Fungi; Ascomycota; Sordariomycetes; Glomerellales; Glomerellaceae
Exons: 3
Coding region: 563-1819 (418 amino acids)
Source: RefSeq, a predicted model, not a curated record